AUGGCAAAGGAAAAAAAAUCGUUCAAGAAGUAUGCGAAGAAGCAUUUGGCGACUGUGAUUGAAAACCGACGUAAGGGCGCCAAGGCGAAGAAGGAGAAGCUGGAGCGUGUGGAAAGGAAAAAGGUGCGGGAAGAAAAGGAGGCAGAGCGUGAGGAGCGGGAGCAUCAAGAGCAACUGGAGCGGCUGAAGGAUACGGACCCGGAGUUUUAUUCGUACCUCGAGGAAGAGGAUCCCACUUUACUGCAGUUUGGGGACAAGGACAUGGAUAUUGUGGAUGAGAACGAGGGCAGUGACGCUGAAACGGAGCCAGAUGAAGAAGAGGAUGGUAACGACAUAGACGAUGGCGAUGAUAACAUAAGCGGGAUCGCUGACGAGGGGAAUGGAGAGCAGUCGAUUCAGGAGUCACGUGUCACAAGUGGGGAGCUCGACCGCCUGAUUAAGGAGAAGAAUGUGGAAGCGUGUGUUAACAUUUUUGUAAGCGCGCUGCGUGAACUCGGGUACCGUGUAAAAGAGAGCCCCAGGGCAAGCACCAGGCGCAAAUUCGAAGACCCAUCGCUGGUGAAAGAGUCCAUGCUACGUGUUGCCCAGUUUAUUGGCUCGAACCUUAGCACCGUCAUCACCGGUAAAGGAGCGUUCAAAACGCCCAAAACACGGCAUUUGGUGAGGCGUAUAUUGUCGUCUUUGGUGGUCAGCUUGGACGAGAGCAACACUGACGCUGCGCUGGCGGCUGGCCUGCUUCACGCUUUAGUAGCUUUUGUACCCAUCCUCCAUUUCCUAAAGGGUAUGACAAAAUCUGUUUUGAAGGCAUCCCUUUUACUUUGUUGUGCAACAGAGGAGUCUGUCCGCGUCGCUGCUUAUGUUGUUGUUCGCUCAAUUGCGACGCGUGCGACGGGUACCCGUUCUAUGUAUCAGUCAACGGCCUUUAAGGGUGUGUUUCUCACACUCAUACGCACGGCGCACAGUUAUAACAUCCGCAACGCUCCUCUGUUAGCGUUUCUCACCAACUGUGUGGUUGACCUCUAUGGGACUGACAUGGAAGCAGCUUAUCAGCACGCAUUCGUAUACCUGCGUCAGCUGGCGAUUUAUCUUCGCGGGGCCCUGCAGCAACAAUCGCAGAGUAAUGUACGUGCUGUGGUAAACUGGCAAUACCUCAACGCACUGCGCGCAUGGGGCGCUGUUGUGUCAAAUUAUUCCGAAGCAUCGCAACUCGGGCCCCUUAUUCAUCCUGUCGUCCAACUCGCUACUGGGCUUAUGGACCUUUUUUCCUCUCCACGCAUGUUCCCCAUGCACCUCCAGGUUAUUGAAGUGCUCAACCACAUUGCACUUCGUGCUGAUGGUGUUUUUAUACCUGUGGCGCCUUACCUCCUGCGUAUUCUCACGUCACCAAGCAUUGCCUUGGGUCACCACAGUAAUGGUAGUGGACGGGGGGAAACAGGCGACCCGGUGGAUUUGCGCUUCACAAUUCGUGUAAAGAAGUCUCAGGCACGCAACUUCUCCUAUCAUCGAAGUGUGUGGUCUGAAUGUCUUUAUCUUCUUUCGGAACACCUGGCGACGCACAGCCACACGGUCGGCUUUCCUGAGGCUUUUUGGUCUGUUGAAGUGACUUUGAAACGACUGCGCACGGAGGUAAAGGUACCAAAGGUGCAUGCCCAAUUAAGCGCCCUCUUGCGCCACAUUCAAACUACAAACCAAAAAAUCGUAUCGAAGCGCGAGCAAUCCGGGCCCGGCCCAUGUGAUUUGGCUGCAGUAAAACAAAUGGAGGACGAACUGAAAGCAUCUGGAAACCCAUUGAUUACAUACUACCAAUCGCUGCGGCAGCAGCGUAUUGAGGCCUUCGCUGCUAAACAGAAAGAUGCAAAUGGGGAAGAAAGGGUUACGUUGGAGGCCACCGUGGAGAGGGAAAAGAGCAAAAAGAAUCGCAAGCGACAAAGGAGCGACCACAACUCCUAG
Trypanosoma brucei brucei TREU927 is the source of this 1950-nucleotide messenger RNA. RefSeq lists its product as hypothetical. The coding region runs from base 1 to 1950 and encodes 649 amino acids. The transcript has a single exon. Gene Ontology annotation, cellular component: Noc1p-Noc2p complex; nucleoplasm; nucleolus. Gene Ontology annotation, biological process: ribosomal large subunit biogenesis. NCBI's taxonomy places the organism in Eukaryota, Euglenozoa, Kinetoplastea, Trypanosomatida, Trypanosomatidae. The record is from RefSeq and is a predicted model, not a curated record.